GUCUUCACUGUACGUGUUUCGUUUCCGUAUAUUGUCCGAAGAGUGCACGUUAGUGACAAUAUAGGCCUAUCAUAAGGUGUAAUGAGUUAGAAAAGAAGUAAGAUGGACACAACUGCUGUUAUAAAAACUGACGUCUCACAGCCCCAAGAGAAAACACCACAGCCCAAAUAUAAGGAGAGUGUGACCAGUACAGCAAGUACACAGUCAACAGGCAAAAAGACAACGAAAAGCAAGACUAAGCCUCUUUAUUUCUGGACAUGUGCUGAUGUCAAUAAAUGGCUGAAGAAACACUGCAGUCAGUUCCAUGGCAUUUAUGGUGACCUACUUCUACAGCAGGAAGUCACGGGAAGAACUUUGAUUCGUAUGAAUGAAAUAAAACUAGAACGAAUAGGAAUUGCCAAAGCAGAACAUAGGAAUGAAUUUAUGCAGUACAUAUUACGUCUUAGACUUCGGCAUGAAACCGGAGAUUUAAAGAAUUUAGACCAGAAAGGUACUGGUUUUGAACUCAAACUACCAGAGAAAUCCCGAAAUACCAAAGAGCUGAAAGACAAACAUCCGCCGUAACAAACAACCAUUGUAGGCAUGUGAUAUAGACACCUUGAAUAUCCCGUAUCAAUCUCAUCUAUAGAGUAGCUGUUAACAGGACUAAUUGAAAUGUUGCCACUAACAUAUCCACCACCCAAGUGACUGACAGACAGUGGAAUGAAUGCAGUAGUGAUGGAUGGAGAGUUCAUGUGACUCCAGAAUGCUGAAAGUGAUAUUUACUGUUAGACUUUUAUCCUCCAUUUGAACUUUUUAAUGAUCAUAAUAAGUUUGUAAUUUUAGAUUCAAGUGUGAUAAGGAGAAGUGAUGACCUACAUUGGAGCUUUUGCUAGUAGCACCCUCACACUAGAAAAAGUAAUGCUCUACCAAUCCAGCUAAAGACUUAUGUUGCAUCAGCUGAGUGACAGACAGUAUGUAACACUAUAUACAAGCCACACCGCCCUGUCAACUGAGUGACAGACUGUAUUUAACACUAUAAACAAAACACACUGACCUGUCAGCUGAGUGACAGAGACUGUAUUUAACACUAUAUACAAGCCACACUGUCCCAUCAGCUUAGUGACAGAGACUGUAUUGAACACAAUACAAGCCACACUGACCUGUCAGCUGAGUGACAGACAGUAUGUAACACUAUAUACAAGCCACACCGCCCUGUCAACUGAGUGACAGACUGUAUUUAACACUAUAAACAAGUCACACUGACCUGUCAGCUGAGUGACAGAGACUGUAUUUAACACUAUAUACAAGCCACACUGUCCCAUCAGCUUAGUGACAGAGACUGUAUUGAACACAAUACAAGCCACACUGACCUGUCAGCUGAGUGACAGAGACUGUAUUGAACACAAUACAAGCCACACUGUCCCAUCAGCUUAGUGACAGAGACUGUAUUUAACACUAUAUACAAGCCACACUGUCCCAUCAGCUGAGUGACAGAGACUGUAUUGAACACAAUACAAGCCACACUGACCUGUCAGCUGAGUGACAGAGACUGUAUUUAACACUAUAUACAAGCCACACUGACCCGUCAGCUGAGUGACAGAGACAGUAUCUAACACUAUAUACAAGUCACACUGACCUGUCAGCUGAGUGAUAGAGACAGUAUCUAACACUAUAUACAAGUCACGCUGACCUGUCAGCUGAGUGACAGAGAUUGUAUUUAACACUAUAUACAAGUCACACUGACCUGUCAGCUGAGUGACAGAGACAGUAUCUAACACUAUAUACAAGUCACACUGACCUGUCAGCUGAGUGACAGAGAUUUUAUUUAACAAUAUAUACAAGCCACACUGACCUGUCAACUGAGUGACAGAGACUGUAUUUUACACUAUACAAGACACACUGACCUGUCAGCUGAGUGACAGAGACUGUAUCUAACAAUAUAUACAAGCCACACAAACCAGUUCUUUUACAGUGACAUGUAGAUUCCAGUUAAUAUAUAUCUUCAUUAGAGACUAUAUAAAAAAUUGUUUGGUUUUCCUUUCUUUAUUGUUUUGUGUACUCUUUAUUUAUUGAUCCAUUUGAAAAACUGAUUCUGUUGUCUGUCCAUCAUCCAUCUGUGGUCCAGCAUCAAGUUUUUCUUUUAAACAACUUCCCUAUAAUCAAUGGAGCAAAUGUUUUGAUAUUUGAUUUAUAUGUUCCAAGGAUAAAUCCUGACAAAGUUUGCAAAAAGAAAUGACCUUGACCUAUGUGCAAGGUCACAGGGAUCAAAUUUGUUAAAACCUUUGAAUGACUUCUCAUAAACUAAAAAGGUCUAGAUGCAUGAUAUUUGUCUGGUAUGUUCCCUGGAUGAAGACUGACAAAGUUUGCAAAAAGAGAUGAGCUUGACCCUUAUACAAGGUCACAGAGGUUGAAUUUGUCAAAACCUGUGCAAUGGUGUACAUAUUAAUAUAUCUGUGAUUAACACUGAUUCUAUUUGUGGUGAACAUUGAAUACCAGGUGAGUUAUGCAGGCCAAUUAGACCUCUUUUUGAAAUUCUAACUGGGUUGAGUUUAUUGUAAGACAAUAAAAUCAAAUUUUUAGCUCAUAUGAGAGUCUCAUAUUGACCUAUUGCGAUCACCUUUAUCCAGUGUCGUGCGUUAGUGCAUCACACAUCCAUAAACUUUUAACAUUUUGACUUCUCAAAAAAACCUGAACCAGUUUCAGUGAAAUUUUGCAGAAACCUUCUCUGGUAAAAUAGUGAAUUAUACAGUCGCCACCUCACAGGGGCCUGAGGGGUGGGGCUAAAAGUGAUAAAUGGAUUCAAAUUUUAAAAAUCUUCUCAACACUCAGAUAUGAUAGAAUCAAAUGCUCUUACACAUGGAAACAUCUUAAGGUGCUUUACCAAAAUUGUGAAUUUCAUGGCCCAAGGGUCUCACAUUACCCAUGGGAAGCUAUCAAAGUUUACACUGAUUUAUAUCACAAGAAUUGAUUUUUGAGCAUAAUUUGUUUAAUAUCCAAUGGAACUAUUUCAACCUAAGUUAGAAUUUUGAGCAAAGAAUGACGUUCUGAUGGUAUGCUCCAGGGGCUGAUGGGCGGGGCCAAAAUGGUGAAAUUGACUCAGAUAUGAUCUACUCAAAAAUGCCCUUCAUGGAUGGAAGCAUCUUAAGGUGCUUUACAAAAACAGGUCUCACAUUUCAUGACACCUGAAAGCUACUUACCAUUUCACUCUUUAUUGCUUAUCUCUAGGCCUUAUCUCACUGAUUGAAUCCCAUUUUUCUAUUAUAAAUUCAUUGUAUUAUUUCCUGGACUCCUGGAAAAAAUUAACCAAACAACCAUGAACACAUGUACACAUGCAUUCCUUUGUUUUCGAAGAUAGUUGUCAUACUCUCUGAUUGUCACUAAUUUUAUCAUAUUUUUCUCUGUAAAUUCAAUAUUUAAUCUAUUACGUACAAACUUGCUAUAUAUACAGGUCUGAAGUCUUUGUAUAAUGAGAUUUCUUUGUAAUUUUCUUUGAAAUUGACACUUUAACCUCUUAUUGCUUGAUAUCUAUUUUUAGAUAUUAAUGUACAGCUGUACCAAUGUGCUGUUCUGGAUGAUGGUGGGUUAUUCAAAUAGCCAUACGUCCGUGAUCCCUCCUCCGUCUAUCGGUAAACAAUAUUUUUAUCAAUAUUUCUUGAGAAGUACUGGAUAGAUCUUUCUCAAAUAUCAUAUGUAGAUUUCCCAUGGUUGUGUCCAUUUGAUUUUGGGCCUGAUGAAAAAUCAAAAUGGAUGAUAGGCAACCAUUUUGGUUUUUUUCAAUGAAGUUUAUAAUUAAGAUUUCUUGAAAAGCACAUGAAGGAUCUCUCUCCAUUCUCAUAUGUUGGUUCCCCUGGGUGUGGCCAUCUAAUUUUGGGACUGAUCAGAAAAACAAAAAAAGACAGGUGGCCAUCUUGGAUUUUGUUAUCGCUGUGUCUUGAGAACUAUAGCAUAGAUCUUUCUUGAAUUUCAUGUGUAUCUUUCCCUUGAUCCCUGGUUGUGCUUGUUUGAUUUUGGUACUAAUCAGAAAAAGAAAAUGGCUUACAGGUAGCCAUAUUGGAUUUUGACUUCAAAAGUUUGUUAUUGCUCUUUCAUGUGUAGUUUCCUGUUGAACCCUAGUUCUGCUGGUUUGAUUUUGGGACUGAUCAGAAAAAUAAAAUCGCCGACAGGUGGUCAUCUUGGAUUUUGCCUAGUAAAGUUUGUCAUUGUUUUGGAAUUACCAAAUUGAUCUCUAUCAUAUUUCAUGUGUAGGUUUCCCUUGGUCCCUAGUUUUGCCUAUUUUGAUUUUUGGACUGAUCAGAAAAAACAAAAUGGCUUCCAGUUGACCGUCUUGGAUUUGGCAGUUACAGAUUAUUAUCCCUAUUAAUGUUCAAAUUUCUUAUCAUUAACAGCAAAAACAUAAAAGAAAAGAGAAAAGAAGGGAAAAGAUCAAAUUUUCAAAGAAUAAAUAAAGAUCAAACAAUGGUGGGCACCAAGAUCCCUCAGGGAUCUCUUGUUUAUUUUAAAAAUUCUUUGUGACAUCUAAGUACAUGUAGUGGCCUUUCCAAACAUCAUGUGUAUCAUUAUUAAUAUUAUGAUUUUCAUUUUUUGUUUGGUUUUGUUUGCUUGUUGAUCCUAGAAAGCAAUUUAAGAGUUUCUUCAGGAAGGAAAACUGAUCACCUGCUAAGGGAAAAAUGUCAAGUAAUACAUCAAUUCAUUUUACAUACAACAUAAGAAAUUUGUAGAUAGUUAAUUAUAAAUGUAAUGCAUUUUUUAUGUAUUUUUCACAGAAAAUUAUGAAACAGACUGUAGUUUUUUCUGUUACUCAUAUGUUCAAAGUAUAAUUUUUUUUGUUUCAUUCUAUUUUUGAAAAUAUUAAAGAAUAGAUGCCAAUGAAAUAACAACCUUUAGACUAUCUCUUGUCAAAUAUUCUUUCAUUAGGGAUGGAAUAUCGUAUUAUUUUACAUAAUAUUGAAACCUUACUCAGUUAAAGGAUACCCAACAACUUUUAAAAAAUGUAAACCCUAGACAGCACAAAUUUCCAUGUCUACUAAAAUCCUGUAGGAUAUAAAUAUAUACAGAUUAUUCAUAAAUCUAUUAACUAAGUAGGUAAACGUGUUGUUUUUCUAUUUGAAAAUAAUGUAUUGUGUGGAGGCAGAUUAAUCCUCUUAAAUACAAGCACACAGAAAGUGAGGACAUAUUAUUACGUUGUGAUUGGAUGGUCCUUCUACACAAACAGCUAAACAAAAGGAAGAAUUUCUUUAUAUUUUGUAUUAUUUGUUAAUUCAAGAGUGCAAUAAAUCGUUAGAAUGACA
Messenger RNA from Ylistrum balloti, 5270 nucleotides. Its product is annotated as sterile alpha motif domain-containing protein 12-like. The record is from RefSeq and is a predicted model, not a curated record. Bases 103 to 564 code for a protein of 153 amino acids. Gene Ontology annotation, biological process: cell surface receptor protein tyrosine kinase signaling pathway. The transcript has 6 exons. Gene Ontology annotation, cellular component: cytoplasmic side of plasma membrane. NCBI's taxonomy places the organism in Eukaryota, Metazoa, Mollusca, Bivalvia, Pectinida, Pectinidae. Gene Ontology annotation, molecular function: protein binding.